Messenger RNA from Insectozyma verbasci, 1413 nucleotides. Lineage: Eukaryota; Fungi; Ascomycota; Pichiomycetes; Serinales; Debaryomycetaceae. The record is from the annotation of a GenBank genome assembly.
AUGGGAGAAGUGCAAUCUAAUUCACAAGGAUCAUUACUAAGAGAACUUUCACCUGCAAUAUUUUAUAAAAAUAUCAACCGACAACCACCAAGUACAUUAGAUCAUAAAAAAGCUUUAUUACAAAAAAAUAAUAACCAACUCAAUCAAAUCCAACAACAACAACAACAACAACAACAACAACAACAACAAUAUACCCAUGCACAUUUACAAAAUUUAUUCAUCAAGAACUUUGUUAUUGAUAGUGAAAAACAACAAGAGUAUCAAGAGUAUAUAAAGAAUAAUGGUAUAAAAGAAUUUUUGAAUAAUUAUUUACCAUCAACUGUGAGUAAAAAACAAUUAGCUGAAAUUUUAUUAAAUUUAGGUUAUUCUAAAAUUUUAUUACAAGAUUAUGUUAUUUUAACAAAUAAAGAAAUGGUGAUUAUAUUGGUGAAAUUAUUACAAGAACAGCAUCAAAUUUAUGAAGAUGAAGAAAAAGAGAAAUUAAAAAGUAUACCUAAACAACCAAUCAUAUAUCAAAAAAUACCUACUAUGCAAUAUGAUUUACAAAAAUUUUUACAAGAUUUAUGUUUAAGUACCAAAAUUAUGGUAAUAACUGGUGCUGGUAUUAGUACAAGUUUAGGUAUACCCGAUUUUAGAUCAAAUCAGGGUUUAUAUACUCAGUUGAAAAAAUUAAAUUUAAGUGAUCCACAAUUGGUGUUCAAUUAUGAAAUGUUUAAAAAAACCCCAGAUUUAUUUUAUGGAAAUGCUCAUUUAGUUUUACCACCUGAUGGUCAAUAUACUUUGUUACACGCAUUUUUAAAAUUAAUUCAAGAUAAAGGAAAAUUAUUAAGAAAUUAUACUCAAAAUAUUGAUAAUUUAGAAUCAGUUGCAGGUAUAGAACAUUCAAAAUUAAUUCAAUGUCAUGGUUCAUUUGCCACUGCAACUUGUUUAACAUGUAAAUUAAAAUUUCAAGGUCCAAAAAUUUAUGAUCAUAUUAGAAAAAAGCAAGUACCUAGAUGUUCAUCAUGUUGGACAAAUAUUCAAGAGGCAACAAUAGAUCAUGGAGUUAUUAAACCUGAUAUAACUUUUUUUGGUGAAGAUUUACCUGAUGUUUUUCAUAAAAAAAUUCCAUUUGAUAAAAAUGAAUGUGAUUUAGUUAUAGUUUGUGGUACUUCAUUAAAAGUUGAACCUGUUGCAAGUAUAAUUGAUGAAAUUCCUGGUAAAGUUCCAAAAAUUUUAAUUAAUAAAGAUCCAUUACCUGAUAGAGGUUUUAAUUUAAGUUUAAUUGGAUUUUGUGAUGAAAUUGUGGGGUUUUUAGCAAAAGUUUUAGGUAGUGAUUGGGAUAUACCUCAUAUAGAUUAUAAUAAGGAACAAAAUUAUUCAUGGGUUAAAACGGAUUUAUAUAAUACUUAUCAUAUUAAUAAGAGAAAUUAA